AAUUUAAACAGGUGACUAUCAUUUGUGCAUGGAAAUAUCAUUUUGAAGUUUCUAAAAGUCUUACAAUGUCGAAUCUGAUAUUAAAAACGUAAAAACAAAAAUGAAUACUUUGAAAUUGGAGAAUAUUGAAAGUAAGAAGGUUGUGACAGUAUAUCGAUGUCAGACAGAUACGGAGAAACUAAAAGAGCUUUUGAUGAGUGUUAGUGUUGAUCCUAAUGAUAAUAAGAAAGCAGAAGAUCUUUUAAAACAAGCUUUCAAAUUGGUAAAUAAAAAAUACCUUAAAGAGAAAGUCAUCAUUGAGACAGUUGAACCUAACGUUUAUGUAGCCUUAAGAAACUGCAUCGAGCACCAAGUUGAUGAGUUCGACCCAAACAACAUACAACACUGUUUGAUGCUUAGAUCUGGGAUUGCGUAUCUCUGUGAACACAUUGAUAUUUUAGAAAAAAAACUCUCAACUUCACUUCCAUCUUUCGACAAUAUUUUGGAGUGUUGGAAAAGAGGCGAUUACGUAGAUUGUGAAUACGUGGAACCCGAUAUAAACUACCUUAAGCGACCUACUAAUUUGACUAAGAAGCAUUUUUGGUGGCUAGAACCAAAUAAAAAAAGUUAAUGUACCUUACUAUAAUUAUCAUAAUUUCUCAAGUCAUCCAUUCAUUAAAUAACUUAACCAAGAUAGCCUUUUCUCGGAUAACAUGAAUAAUAAUAUAUUUCUUUUGUCUUAAAAAGGCAACGCAUUUUAAGUUUAGCAUAAUUUUCGAAAAUAAGUUAUAAAAUAAAAAAAAAAAGAUGGAUAGUUUUUGGAAUAAUUGGACUAAUGCAAAAAGCACUCAAGAAUUAAUUUCUAAAAAUGUAAUCAAUCAACGUUGGCGCUUUGGGAAAAAUGAUAAUUUGGAAUCUGUUUUAAAAGACCAAUUGACAUUUAUUUUAUUUUCAAAUCGCAGAUGUAAAUACACUGAUAAUGAAGUUAAAUUGUUGGAACAAAUGGCGAAAACUUGUAGUUAUUUUAUUAAGAAUAAUUUGUGCGAUUCAGACACAUUUGUUUCAAUAAUUUACGUAUGUGUAAAAACAAAUUCUGAUCCACCAAACAAUACAUUGGUGCCAAUAUUAAGACUUAAUUAUCCAUACGGUGGUGUUGAAAAUAUUCAUUUUAUUGAUCACACUGGGAGAGUUUAUAACACAUGGGGCGAUUUCAGAAGUGAUAAUAUCUUCAGAGGUUAUACAAUUUGUUAUCCAGAAACAGGCGAAUAUACAGAUAACUUUGAAGUUUCAUUUGGAGACUGGGAAAACUGUACGAAAUAUAUUCAUUCUGAUGACUUACUCAAAGUUGAAUUUUCUAUGAGAAAUCAACCAACAGGUGUAGAACAAACAGGUGUAGAACAAACAGGUGUAGAACAAAUAGAAGUACUUGAAGUCAUAAAUAUGUCUCGUGGUUUCAUCACAAAUCUAGAUUCGGAACAUUCGAAUGUGUUUAAAAUGAAAUUUAUUAAAUUGAUGUAUAAAUACACAAUUGACUCAACGUUUGUUAAUACAAUUAUUAACUGUCUUAGAGAUCAGUGUAACGAGGAAAAAGCAGAAAUUUUUGACGUUUUGUUAAACGGAUUUAGAUGUGUUACUGGUCAGUUUCGAGAACAUUUAGGCAAUGUUUAUUUUAUUAUUAAUAUUGCAAGAAUUUGGCAACAAAGUAGCAGCUUUGAAAAAUUAAAACUUGUUAGAAAUAAGCAGCUCCUGCAUGUCAAAUGUACGUCACAAGGAACAAUUAUAAAACACACAAAGUCAGAAAACAGUGAUGUUGGAUUUACAUUUGAUGCAAAAGCGCUUGUUCAAAUAGACGAGGAAUUUAAGGAUCUUACCAAAGAUUACUUACUUCAUAAAUAUAGAUGGAUUACUGAUAAAACUAUUUUAAUAGAAAUGCAAGAGAUUUGCGAGUUAUUAAAAUGUCCAAGUAUAUUUUCAUUUACAUUAAAUGGAAAUCAAAUAUUCAACAACAUUAGGCCUCGAGAAAUACGAACUCUACACAGGGUUUUGCUUGCAGAUAUUAAAAAAAAAUUAAGAAAAGAUUAUCUCAAUAUUGGGAUGGAAGUGGUGAGAUUAAUGGAUUGUCAAGAUGUACAUGAAUUUUGUGCUCUUUACGAGUUAUUUGUCAUCUAUGUGCGGAAAACCUAUGAAAAUAAUGUACUUGAAUUUUUACUUGACAAAAAAAGAAAGCACGAUUUAAUUCUAGAAAUGAAGAAAGUAAUUGAAAAAUGUGCCCAUGAAAUGAAAGGCAAAUUUAAAUUUGGUAAACUUUCUGCAGCUACUCAUUUUUUCAAACACAGCAGUGACAUUGAUUGUUUCAAUACAGAACAGAAAUAUUUUUCAUUAGCUAAUGAGAUGACCUCAAAAGAAGAUGUGCCUUUUCAUUGGUCACAAGAUGGAUCGGCAAAGCGGUAUAAGUUUCACAAAAACUUAAAAGAUAAGGAAAAAAUAAAACUACUUGCAGUUAAAUGUAUACAAGAAAACGGAGCCGCAACCAUAAUUACCUUGCAUAAGAGGGAAAUUGACAACCCCAACGUAUCAGGAAGUACCUGAUCUGUGAUCGUAACUCGAAAGCUAGGUAUUGUAAAGCUUGUAGACGUCAUCACCUGCAAGGCAUACGUUUUCUUUAUAUGUCGUAUUUUGAUUUUGCUUUUUUUAAAUUAUCGUCAACAAAGGAAGCAAUACGCAGCUCUUUACAUAUAAAAUUUCAUCUGCAAAAUAAGUAAAAUAACAGUUUGUUUUUGGCCAAGUUCUUUGCCAUCAAAUAAAUUGUAUUAAAAUAAUAAAUUACGAACUAAACCCACCAAAUUUUAACCCAUAAGUUUUUGACUACAAAUUCUAGACCGAAAUAUAUGAGUGAAAUUUUUUCCCACAAUAAUUUUUUUUUACGAGCGAUUAUUAUUGGUGAGAAAAAAGUCUGUUUCUGAGAAAAGCUUUCAAAUUUAUAAUCGAAAUCUAUUCGUGUUAUGCUAUUUUUGUUUGAGAUUAUUUAGAAUUUAGUCGCUUCCUCUUAACGCUAGGCGAUCUCGACUAUUACACUAUAUUAAUAGGGCUUGUAAUAGUCUUUGAUAUAUAGGUAUAUAUAUAUAUAUAUAUAUAUAUAUAUAUAUAUAUAUAUAUAUAUAUAUAUAUAUACAUUUGCAUGGAAUACUUUAUUCAUUUAUUUAAUAAGUUUUGUUAGAUUUGACUAUAGAUUAUCAUUUUUAUGAGACAUGUUUUAUCCUUCAAAGUUUUUCGAAAUAUGAUUGUGUUACUUUCUCAAACUAAAUUGAAAGUCAUAAAAAACUUUGUAACCUAUAGUAUGUGUCUUUUAAGUUUUGAUUUUUUAAUAUUAAGUCGGAUAUAUUACGCGCUUAUUUAUGUGCAACAUUAUGUUACAGCAAGAAAGGUCCUAUAAGAACUUUAAAAACUUCUAAUAAAUAAAACAAUAGGCCACA
Molecule: messenger RNA, 3452 nt
Organism: Physella acuta
Lineage: Eukaryota; Metazoa; Mollusca; Gastropoda; Physidae
Source: RefSeq, a predicted model, not a curated record